UAAUCCAAAUUUGAUAAUCAAAUGCGUUCAAUGUUCCAAUUCGAAUCCAACAAUUGAAUCCUUUUCAUGUUCCAAGUUAGAUUAGAGAUUCGAAUACGUUUGAUGUUCCAAGUCACUUGAGAUAUUCAAAUACAUCUCUGACCAAACCAUUCUGGUGUGGUUUACGUUGUCCACAUGGAGCCUACCGUCACUGUUUUGCUCUUUACACCUCCUCACUAUAGCUUUAGUUAUGUCAAUAUCGAGACAGAAGCAUAUUGAAGUUAAAGUUACUGUAGCACCACAUGCAGACUGACAAGAGACUGCUAUUGACAGUACCCUGGGCUACCCCUAAAGAAAGGGCAAUUUCCAUGCAUCUCCAGUCCAACAAUUCGAAAGUUCGAGAUUGCUAUGAGUUCGCGAGGAAAGAAAGGCAGUCGAUGAUGUCAAAUUUGGUGCUGUGUCAAUCUUAGUGAUCUUAAUUCGUUCGGCGCAAUAGUAUUGCGCAUGAAUAUCUCGUCCUUUGAGAUGCUACCCAAAAGCGACAGUAUCUGAACGGCCAGGUCUCACGUUUUCGUAGGAAACAUUUAGUCUCAAACGAAAAAGGCGGCGCCACAUUCUCAACUUUUUAAGACACUCUAAACUUGCCAAGAGAACGUUGAGAUUUUGGUGUGUUCACAUAUGGUCGAUCUAAAUCGCAUUAUAUAUCUCAUUUCGUUUUCAGCACUUAGGUCACCUGCAUUUCCUACCAUCGUCGACGCAAACACUUUUGAAUAGAUUUCUUUAUUUGAUUUUCUUUAUUUUUUGUUCAAUAUCUCCUCGCAACAAAUUCCCCGUGGGAUCUCGAGCACUUUCUUCUAAGCACAUAUACCUUCAAACACAAUGGCAGAGAAAAUUAUACAACUAGAGCCGACGAUGGAACAACAACCACUUGCUAUUCCGCAAGACCAACAGCCUCAGGAGCAACAGCCGCCACAAUCGAGCUAUUCUAGCCCUGACGUCGUUGAGCAGUCAGAAUGGUCAAAUAGUGUCUGGAAUUGCUUCUCUCCAAGCUCACUUUGUCUCAAAGCGUUCUUCUGUCCAUGUUUUGUUUAUGGCAAGACUCAACAUCGGAUGAACAAAGAUCCCAAUCUCACGGGUGUUUUUAUAUGGGCGGGGGCUCAAUGGUGCGGUCUAGGAGCCAUAUUCACCAUUCUUCAACGUCGCCAGAUUCGAACAGAAUAUGGGAUUGGAAAAGCAGGAGAGGGAGGGAUUAAGGACAUAGCUUUGAGUUGGUGUUGUCAUUGUUGUGUUCUGAUGCAACAGGAGAAGGAAGUCAUUAUGAGAAACCAGGGUAGUGAUGUUUUUUCACAGGGUUAUCAGAGGACGGAACCAAUGGCGAUGGCACAAACCGAUUGAUGAUAGAGGGGCUCUGGCAGGACGGCAAAAUUGGGAUACCAAAUCAUUCAAAUGAAAUCAUGCAUUGAAAAC
Botrytis sinoallii is the source of this 1446-nucleotide messenger RNA. RefSeq lists its product as uncharacterized. The transcript is spliced from 3 exons. The record is from RefSeq and is a predicted model, not a curated record. Lineage: Eukaryota; Fungi; Ascomycota; Leotiomycetes; Helotiales; Sclerotiniaceae. Bases 859 to 1374 code for a protein of 171 amino acids.